Vigna unguiculata (cowpea) is the source of this 1737-nucleotide messenger RNA. RefSeq names its product extensin-2-like. The record is from RefSeq and is a predicted model, not a curated record. NCBI's taxonomy places the organism in Eukaryota, Viridiplantae, Streptophyta, Magnoliopsida, Fabales, Fabaceae.
UUGGAAACCAAGAAAGUAAAACAUAAUAAGAAAGUUUUCACAUUCAAAGAAGAUGGGAACGAGGCAAUGGCCUCGUUUGAUCCUUGCAUUCGCAAUUUGCCUUAUGGCUAUCACUGUUGCUGCUGAUGAUUAUAAGCCUUACUAUGGCCAACCAUGGAACAACUAUCCAAAACAAACACCUCCUUAUUAUUACAACGCACCUCCAUAUUACUACAAAUCGCCACCUCCACCUUCUCCAUCACCACCACCUCCUCCAUAUGUGCAUAAAUACCCACCAUACUAUUACAAAUCACCUCCACCUCCAUCUCCUUCUCCACCUCCUCCAUAUGUCUAUAAGUCACCACCACCACCUUCUCCAUCACCACCUCCUCCAUACUACUAUAAGUCUCCACCCCCACCAUCACCUUCCCCUCCUCCUCCGUAUUACUACAAGUCUCCACCACCACCAUCUCCCUCACCUCCUCCUCCGUACUACUACAAGUCCCCACCACCACCAUCUCCCUCACCUCCUCCACCAUAUGUCUAUAAGUCACCACCACCUCCAUCUCCAUCCCCACCUCCUCCAUACUACUACAAGUCCCCACCACCACCAUCUCCCUCACCUCCUCCACCGUAUGUCUACAAGUCACCACCACCUCCAUCUCCAUCACCUCCUCCUCCAUACUACUACAAGUCCCCUCCUCCACCAUCUCCCUCACCUCCUCCCCCAUAUGUCUACAAGUCACCACCACCUCCAUCCCCGUCACCACCUCCUCCAUACUAUUACAAGUCCCCGCCACCACCAUCACCUUCACCACCUCCUCCAUAUUACUAUAAGUCUCCACCCCCACCAUCUCCCUCACCUCCUCCACCAUACUACUAUAAAUCACCACCACCUCCAUCCCCGUCACCUCCUCCUCCAUAUUACUACAAAUCUCCACCCCCACCCUCUCCUUCACCUCCUCCACCAUACUACUACAAGUCCCCUCCCCCACCCUCUCCUUCACCUCCUCCACCAUACUACUACAAGUCCCCACCUCCACCAUCACCUUCACCACCUCCUCCAUAUUACUACAAAUCCCCACCACCACCAUCUCCCUCACCUCCUCCACCAUAUGUAUAUAAGUCCCCACCACCUCCAUCUCCAUCACCUCCUCCUCCAUACUACUACAAGUCCCCGCCCCCACCAUCACCUUCACCACCUCCUCCGUAUUACUACAAGUCUCCACCCCCACCUUCUCCCUCACCUCCUCCUCCAUACUACUACAAGUCCCCGCCCCCACCAUCGCCUUCACCUCCUCCACCAUAUUACUACAAGUCUCCACCACCACCUUCCCCUUCACCACCUCCUCCAUACGUAUAUAAGUCUCCCCCUCCACCUUCUCCGUCACCUCCUCCACCAUAUUACUACAAAUCACCUCCUCCACCGUCUCCUUCUCCGCCUCCACCAUAUUAUUACAAGUCUCCACCUCCCCCUUCUCCUUCUCCUCCUCCACCAUACUACCCCUACCUCUAUAACUCACCCCCGCCUCCCGCGUAUUAAGCUUCUGGCUAAAUCAUAAUUUGAUUUUUUUUUUCCAAUAAAUCACGUUGAACAUUGUUGCAGUUGUUUUGUAAUUACUCAUUCAUUAAUAAUAGGGUCUACACUGAAGUGGGAGUUGUAUUCUGACUGCAGUGUAGCCCAUGCGUUUGUAUUGGUUUUAAUCGAGAAGUGUGUAAUAUUAUUCUCUUCUUAUAAAUAUACAUUAUUACCACAGA